AUUUAGGAGGUAAUCCUUUCGCUAUCCAUUAUUAUCACUCACUGCAAGUGUUUUGUUUUUAUCCUCGCCACUUGUUAAUGACUUCAACGCUUUGUUUUGAAAUUCUAAAUAUUAAUCUAGAAAGCUUUUAAUCACUUUAACAUCAUUUAAAUAAUUUUAUCCGCCGCCAUAAUAUGUUUUUCAUCAAUCUUCUCAACUGUGCGAAUGUCACGCUCUUGCAACAAAACUUCUGGCAUUUCCUCACAGAAACGUCAGAAACUGGCCACGGCGACAUCUGCUGUCCAAGUUAUGAUAUAUCUGCCGUCAUAUUCCUUCCAAUCUUAUUGUCAACUCGUUCGAGGUGAACGUCAAAUGUCGCGUGUGAUUCUAAUCUCCAUUUACUCAAUUCUUCAUUAGAAUAUCCUACAUUCUCAAAGCUAUUAAGCGCAUCGUUCCUCAUUAAUUAUUCACGUAUAUACACGUGAUGUUCUUCUCUGGUUUUUUGCGCUUAUUUUUUUGAGGGGGGCAGGGUGGAGUGGGCAAUUACCCCGAAAAAAUUCCUGCACAGCAAAAACGACUGAAAAAAAAAAUCGUGCAAGAGGAGCCAUGGGAAAAAAACCGAGCAAGUGCUUUCUACAAUCCUGGUUCUGUGUGUGACUUUAAAAAGAUUCUUGCACAAACUAUUGUCUACCAAAAACAAUCAUGCACAACGUAAGGGUGAGAAAAAAAUUUCAUGAACCAGAAAAUUGCCCACCUCCCCACCCCCUCAAAAAAAUAAUGGUCCUUCCUUAACUGCGUCUGCGUGUGUUUGUACGCUAGUGAAAACCAGCCUUUAAGCCUUUUCAUUUCUUUGCCAUUGUUCUGGUCCCUAACCACAGUGGCCUAUUCAUAUCUAUUUUUUUCAUUUUCUUAGUCUUUACUCUACCAGCCACUAAUUCUCGUGUCUAUCUCUUUCCCUCUGUCUGACCUGACGCGAAGAUGACAUAACAGCGAUAAGAGGUUUAUCAUUGUCGGGGGCAUAAAUAGAAGACACUAGAAACCAUGAUGUCAAAGUGGAAACAAAUUUCAUCUCUUGUUCGCACCAAGGCAUUGGUUCCCUCCGUGCUGCCGUCAAGUUACACUUUUACCCCAAACAAAGAAGAAGUUAUCGAGUCAAGAUUCCGGUUGCGUUACAGCACCACGUGUAAUAGUUACUAUAGAGACUGGUCAGAUGCUAUAGACCCCUCCUCACAGGGGGUCAUCUCGGGAUGGGACAAGGUCCUGUACUCUGUGGACUCCGUGCAUCGGCAAAUCAACGAAGAAGCUGGGCAGGUUUAUUUGGAGAGAGUGCCAGGCGCCAAUACAGGCUGCGUCAAAUGGCGCAUCAAUUUUGGUUGCUGCGGUCUGUUGGUGGAUGAGGUAACCAUUCGGCUGUCAUGCGUGGAGGACUACGGUGGAGAGGUGGUCGCUACUCUGAUGGGGACCCCGGGACAGAAACGGGUCAGGUACCCGAUAGGAAGUGAUUACGUCACAUACACUGAACUGGAGAAUUCAUCGGAAUUGGCUCUAACUGUUCAUUUCGUGGGAGAGCCUGGCCAGGUUACUCGGCUGUUUCCACAGAGUAUAUUACGAGGCAUGGGGUAUCCGCUUGACAUUCAGGUUAUACUUAAGCCGGCGCUUCAGUCAUUAGGAAGGCCCAGAAUCCUUGUCGGGCUGCUCUACAGCAGUUCACAAGAGAUUGAAGUGGAUGGAAGGCAUUACAAGCAAAACACCACUAACACAGGCCAAGGAUUUCUUCAUAUUCAUCUGCUGAGGGGAAUGGAUUUACCGCAAGGAAAACAUGGCUUGCCAGAGCCUUUCUCUAAGUGUUAUCUUCUACCUGAUGCUAAGAAAUCGACCAAGUGUAGAACAAAGGCAAGAAAGGGAAAAGACCCGCUGUGGAACGAACAGUUCCUUAUAGUAGGCGUCAAUUUUCACGACGUAAAACGCCGAGCUCUAGAGAUCUGCAUUGCCGACAGCCAUACUUCAGUCGGAAAGAAGGCGAAGCUUAUCGGAGGUGUUCGACUCAGUCUCGGCUACAAAGCAGUCGUAGCUCAGCAAACCAAACAAGUCAGUCAAGUGCUCCAGUUUCUUAAAGGGAAGGGAGGGGUGGGUGGGGGAAGGAGGAUUGACAAUGAAGAAAUAGUGGGGACCAGAGAGAGGAAAGUGUCUUUCAGCGACAAAGACACUGUAAUGGCAAAUGUCAACUCGAGCUUCGCCAAGUGGAAGAGAGCUAGUGGGAAGCCUUUAGCAGCUGACAACAAAGACAAGGGAGGAAAAGAGGAGAAAGACGCAGGCAAUGCUGAUGCAGGAGUAAAUAACAAAAUAGGAGAAGAACAAAUCACUGUCAAUGAGCCGGCAACAAAGGACGAAAUUUCAGAUGAUGUAACGAAGUCGACCGCUGCAGAGAAUGAACAACAAAGUGCCUCUUCCACUAGCACAGAAGACAUGGCAGUGCCCUGGGACCCAAUCCCAGAUCCCUCUAUGAAUUCAGAGCCGGAAUCGGGUUCAAGCCCAGAUGCUUCGGCUGCCGAGAAGGUGGACAGAGAAAAAGAACGUUCAGCUGAAGAGCGACUAUUUCAGUCAGUAUUGACCUCCAUAAAACAGCUGGAGAUCGCGGCUUGUUCUAGCGUCACGCUGGAGUCCAGCGAAGAGAACGAACUUUGUAAUGAGCAUGGCAAACAAGACGAGUUGAAAGGGGUCAAUCCUAGUUUGAUGGUCACAAAAGUUAGUCUUAAUAAAGAUCUUAGGAAAGAAGAGUUCGAGAAACAGGUAUCCCAGGAAAUUUCCACCCAAAUGAUUGACUGUGAAGCGAAACAAGAAGAGAGUGGUUUAAAGGAAACUGAAACUCUACAAGGAGGCGAUUUACGUGAUGACAUCAAGAAAGUAAAUGAGAUCAAUGAAGGAGACACAGGAAAUUUGCAGCAAGUUGCUAAACAAUCCCAUGAUGAAGAUGACUUAGGAAAGAAUGGCUUGAAGGAGAUUGAAAUCCAAGGAAACGGCAACCUCAUUAAUGAGCAAUUCCUGUUAAAUGAUGCAAAGGAAGCCAACGUGAUCUCAAAACCCGAACUCGAGAACGGCGAAAAUCCACUGGACUCAAAGGAACAACAUGGCGACGAAUUUUGCACAAAAGUUAAGGAGGCUAUAACGACAGAGAAAUCCACAAAAGAAGAUAGCCCGCUGAGCUCUGUCAUGACCGAGACACCAGGAGCGGAGAAAACUCUUGAAGGAAAGUACAACGGCAACUCCGUGCCUCCCAAUCAAGAAGUAGAAGUAGUAGAAACUCAAAGAAACGAACACCCUAAAACUCAGCGGGCGAUGAAGAUGAUAUCUGCUGGAUCAAAUGAAAUGAAGCGCAGCCCAUCGUUUACUUUCAAAGACCUCGCAAAGAAACUUAGCUCGGGGCGAAGGAGCCGAUCAGAUAGCGAGGAAAGUGGGUCGGAGACUGGGCUAGAGACGAAUGCAAACAAGAUGAUGUUGGACGCUGAAGGCCUGGAAAUAACGCAAUGGACUCUGGUGGUUGAUCGACCUAAGCAGUGGCACUACUGUUGGCAUAUCUUGAGACCUGAAAUGACCAUCUUACAUUAGACAAUAAAUAUAGCACAUGGCUUGAUAUAAAGAGCAACGCUAAGUCAACCAGCUAAACUAUUAGUGUACCGCUAGUCAAGGGAAUCGAAGGCUCUUCGCAAGUGACCAUACGGAAGCGGUUUAGUCACAAGGCUCUGUAAAAGCGUCUGCACCAUUCUAGAACAGGUCCUGCCGAAAUCAGGAAGCUAUCACGAUUAUUCACAAUGAAAAGAUGCCAAUCAACCAGGUGUCCACUCCCACUUUGGUCAGCAUUGACCGAGUAGUCUAAAGAGUCUGGCUACGAAAUUGAAGCAGCCUGUAAAUAUCAGCUAAGGACAUAAGUUGUCUACUACUGAAUCGUAAAUUUUUCAUUAAGACACUCCCUUGAACCUCAGUUGUCACUGGAAACUUUACCUCUAUUGAUCCUUUGCGGUGCUUUCUUUUGUUUCAAGAAUCAAUUAAUCAACCCGCUCCAAGAGGCCCGGAUUUUUACGGCUAAGCCACGUAUAGACUGGAGACUUACCUUUGACAAGCGAAGACUGACCUAUGGAUAAUCAUAAUAUUCAAUGCUAAAAUAUAACAAUUCUACGUAUAGUUAAAUUAAAUUAUCAAUUGUUAAAAGUUACCUAAGAUAUGUGCGUUCUGGAUUCGUUUUUUGCAGAGUGUUAGAAUGACUCGUCUCUUUAAUGCAUAGUAUAUUCACGUUAACACAAAACAUAAAAGUACCCAGUAGAAAUUAAGUGAACAGCAGUAGACCAUUGCACAAGGAAACAAGUAUCAACCAUUGAAUAAUUGUCUCUUCAACAAAGAAUUUACCCACCAUUUUUUACGGAAAAUUAUCCACUACAGUUGGCUUUCCUUUUAUUGUACCACUCUCCUAAACAGACGCAAACAUCCUCACUGGGGAUCCCUUUUAGCUCCUUCAGGGGAGCAGCCGAUUUUUUAUCUGGGGCACCGCUAUUAAAAUCUUUUGGAUUCAAGACGGAAAUAUUUAAGAAAGAAGCUGGGGAUCGAACCAGUAAAUAGAGCUCAACCGAACUUGAAGUUCCUACAGACCUCGCUUGGUUAUGAUCAGUUUUUUUUUUCUUUUUGCUUCUUCCGUUGAGUGUUCGAAAAUUUUAACACAAUAUUUCCCAUAUCUCUGCCGACCUUCACCCAUACCUCCGCCCCAUGCACCUGGACCGCGCAGUGAGAAGCUAUGUUCUUAGCGCGAUGCCUUAACAAGCAGACAUAGCCACGUUCACACAUUUAGUCUCCUGCGUAAUAGUCUUUUAAGGUCUAGAUUACUGUAAUAUAUUCAACACUUUCUCUGAGAAAAAAAAACUUAAAUAUUUUUUCUUCAUUUAUAACUGAGUUGAAUUUGUUUCGCUUAAACAUCGAUAAAUAAACUAUAAGAGCGACUAAUUUUAACUAUAUAUAGAUAAUAAAAAUUAUAUUUAACUUGCGUAGACUAGUAGGAAAUAUUUGGGAUUAAAUAAUAAAGACGCUUCAUAUUUAUUUGUUUGUCCGUUGAGUUCAAUAAAGAGAGAAAUGUCAUGUUUAUGCCACUGCAUAGAGUGUUUUUCCAGUUUUUAAAUAGUUUUUGGCGUACAUUCAUGACAUUGAUGAUUCAUGAUUCAUGAUCCCAUAAAGACCAUAAAACUUUUAAAAGUGAAGACAUAGG
Orbicella faveolata is the source of this 5227-nucleotide messenger RNA. RefSeq lists its product as uncharacterized. Gene Ontology annotation, cellular component: synapse; cytoplasm. NCBI's taxonomy places the organism in Eukaryota, Metazoa, Cnidaria, Anthozoa, Scleractinia, Merulinidae. Gene Ontology annotation, biological process: glycoprotein catabolic process; spontaneous neurotransmitter secretion; regulation of calcium ion-dependent exocytosis. The record is from RefSeq and is a predicted model, not a curated record.